CUCCCUCUGUGCAUGGUUCAUGGAUACAUGGAAGUUAUUUAGGAACAGCCAGAAAAAUAACGGAGAUAAACUUUCACUUUUGUCUUUAAAAUACAACCGUCGUUAUCACGGACUGCGCCGCUACAGUAAACCAGCUGUUUAUGUGUUGUUUUUAAAUGAAUGGCCGAAAGUUUAUCUCGACCCUAUCGUGAAUAGAGUCCAGGAGCGGGAUAGCGACCAAACCACCAUGAACGCUUUACUCUGUUCACCUUUGUGAUAAAGUCAGAGAGCCCAGCUUCACCCUGCAGGAUGCUCCGUGAGCUGUAUCCCUUCGUGGAGGACAGUUUCAGCCGCUUCCCGUCGCAGAGUAACAUCUACGGGCUGUGUCAGGCCGGGGAGCAGGAGCUGUUAGCGGCCACCCUCAAAGGGAAGGUGGUGUGUUUCAGAUACCAGGAGCUGCAGCAGAAAAUCAGACCCGUGGCCAAGGAGGUCCAGUUCACCUACAUACCAGUUGAUGCUGAAAUUGUGUCAAUUGAUGCCUUCAACAAGUCUCCACCCAACAGAGGCCUGGUGGUGGGCAUCACGUUUAUAAAGGACUCCGGUGACAAAGCCACUCCGUUCCUGAAUAUCUACUGUGACUAUGAGCCCGGCUCAGAGUUCAACCUGGAGUCUAUUGCGCAAAGCUGUCUGAAUCUGGAGCUGCAGUUCACGCCCUUCCAGCUGUACCACACAGAAGUGCAGUGUGACGACAGAGGCAGUGAGACGGUGUUUCUGCUCAGUGGCCACGACCAGAGGAUCCACCUGUACAAAGAGAACGCCUCCCUCCACCAGUUUGAAGAGCAGCCAGUGGAGAGACUCUUCCCUGAACUACAGCAACUGCCCAGCAAUGUGCUCUGGUUGGAUAUGUUGAGUUUAGCUGGUGGCCGGCGACUCUCUGCGUUCGGCUGUCAGAGCGGCUGUGUUGGACUGGCUCUGGUAAACCAGACUGGACCAGAGGUCUUGCAGAGCUGGCGGGUCCAGUUCGACAGUCCGAUCUCUGCAGUGCUGCUGUUCCCUCUGAGCUGCCAGGCUGAGCCCAAGCAGCCUAACGGAGAGACAAUUGUGGAAAUAGAAGGCUACAACCUUCUGGUAACCAGUACCAUUGAGAUGGCAGUUGUCUACAGAGAUGUCCAGGAGUGUGGUUUGUCUCGCUCCAUGUGUCUCUCAGAGAGUGACCAGUGGGACGCAGUGCUUUGUGCUCUAGUCAUUGACCUGGAUUUUGACGGGCAGAAGGAGGUGCUGCUGGGAACAUAUGGACAGGAGCUUCUGUGUUACAAAUUCCAUCCGGCAGGGAGCGGACAGUUUCAGCUGCAGUGGAGGCGGAGCUUCAAGAGUCCUUUGCUGUCCAUCAUCUACUUAGACCUGACCGGGGACGGUUUGAGAGAGCUGGCUGUCCUCACACUGAAGGGACUGCAUAUCUUACAGCAUAGUCUGACCAGCACUGCUGAUUUGGUCCUGGAACGGCUCACCCAGAGGGUGCCAGCACUGACAGCUGGCUCUGAGCUGGACUCGGCCAGAGCUGAGGACACUGAGGAGAAAGAUGCUCCAGCUCAGAAAGAAGAGUGUACAGAUCAGGCAGCAUCACAUUAAGCAGAACAGUGCAUUGUGUUUACAUGUGUAAGUCUCAGUGGUUCAGACUGGAGUAUUUGCCUUGUUUAAAGGUGUAGUGUUUUCUCAGGGGUGUGUGUCCCUGAAGAGUUACCUUUAGCUGUGAUGACAGACACUUGAAACCAGAAAUCACAUCACACACCAUCAAAACAGUAACACACCGCUUUCUGUUGUCAUACUGAAUGUAGGCGUAGAGUUCAAAUUAAACCAAAUGAAUGAGA
Toxotes jaculatrix (banded archerfish) is the source of this 1847-nucleotide messenger RNA. It is a transcript of the gene kptn, whose product is annotated as kaptin (actin binding protein). The record is from RefSeq and is a predicted model, not a curated record. Gene Ontology annotation, molecular function: actin filament binding. Gene Ontology annotation, cellular component: KICSTOR complex; lamellipodium; actin cytoskeleton. The coding region runs from base 289 to 1608 and encodes 439 amino acids. The transcript has 12 exons. Gene Ontology annotation, biological process: negative regulation of TORC1 signaling; cellular response to amino acid starvation; actin filament organization. Lineage: Eukaryota; Metazoa; Chordata; Actinopteri; Toxotidae.